Messenger RNA from Polyodon spathula (Mississippi paddlefish), 3423 nucleotides. Its product is annotated as la-related protein 6-like. Gene Ontology annotation, biological process: RNA processing. Gene Ontology annotation, molecular function: mRNA binding. The record is from RefSeq and is a predicted model, not a curated record. The transcript has 3 exons. Bases 16 to 1995 code for a protein of 659 amino acids. Lineage: Eukaryota; Metazoa; Chordata; Actinopteri; Acipenseriformes; Polyodontidae. Gene Ontology annotation, cellular component: nucleus.
GAGGAACACGGAAAGAUGACAUUGUCCAAUCCUAAGGCCCGUUUCAAAAGGAGAAUGCCUCUUUCAGAUCAGGAAGUAACAGCAGAAGCAGUUUCCAGUCCUUCCUCGUCCUCCUCUGCUGCUGGUAGGCACGUCUCUUCUGCAGCUCCCUUGCCCGCCACUUCCUCGUUGCCCCCGGGAACUCCUCUGAGGAGAAUCUGGGAGCUUUGGCAGGCUUUGGACUGCAACUUCGGGGCUUCCUUCGUUAGGCGCUUGUUGCAAAAUCAGUCUGGUUUGCCCAGCCCCUGCCCAGCAUUGGUUUGUGGUCCUAGCACGCGUGCUGAGGAAGGCAGUUCUUUAUCUGAAAUUGAACUGCCAGGCGAAGAGGAAGCAACAGAAAGAACGACAGGAGAAGCAGCAGGAGCAACAAGCUCAGACAAUAUGAGCGCGGUGACUGAGACUCCAAGCCCGGCUGCUCCAAUCUCGGAGUCUGCGGGGCUCGGGUUCGCAGAGGCAGCAAUUGAAUGCCAGCUUCAGGAGGUGAGGAGCCAGGUAACAAUCCGGGUAGCUAUCCAAGAGGCCGAGGACGAAUAUCUCGAUGAAGAUUCCAUGUCAAACCACCUGGACCUUCAAGGGGGUAGCUGUAGUGAAGAUGACCUGGGAAAACACGACAAAUCUAGCGGUGCAGGGACAAGCGGUGGGGAGCUCGAAGAGGACAGCUGGCAGCCCCCUGACCCCGAGCUCACCUGGAAGCUCAUCAACCAGAUCGAGUACUACCUGUCUGAUGAGAACCUGGAGCGCGAUGCUUUCCUUCUCAAACACGUCCGCCGCAAUAAGCUGGGCUUCGUCAGCGUCAAGCUUCUCACCUCCUUCAAGAAGGUGAAGCACCUGACACGAGACUGGCGGACAACAGCCUAUGCCUUGCGCCACUCCCAACUUCUGGAGCUGAACGAGGAGGGGCGGAAAGUACGGCGCAAGGCAGCGGUGCCUGUGUUCGCCAGUGAGAAUCUACCAAGCCGCAUGCUGCUGGUGAGCGAGCUGCACCUGUGGCCUGAGCUGGCUGGAACUGCCGGGGGGCAGGACAGUGCCGGGGGGGCCGAGCAGCAGGAGAAGCUGAUGGAGCACCUGCUCAAAGUGUUUGGCGCAUACGGGGUCAUCGCCUCUGUCCGUGUCCUCAAACCUGGCAAGGAGCUUCCAGCAGACCUCAAGAAGUUCAGUGGCCGUUACACCCAGCUGGGCACCUGUGAGUGCGCCAUCGUGGAAUUUGAAGAGGUGGAGGCUGCGAUUAAUGCUCACAAGGUUCUGGGAGGCAGCAAUGUGGUGGUUGGAACAGGGGAAGAGCAGCAGCAGCAAGAGGAGGAGGAGGCGGCAGCCUCUGUUGGGGCCAUUGUAGGGGCUAAGGUGAUCCUGAUCGGUACCAAACCCCCGAAGAAAAAGGUCCAAAAGGACAAGCAGCAGGACGAUGGCUCUAGAAAGAAUCGCUCUGUCAACAGCAGGGUCCGAGAGUUGCAGUAUAUCGGAGACGACGCCUGCAGCUCCUCCGAGACAGAGAGCAACCCCACCUCACCAAGGCUGGCCCGCAAGGCCCGGCCGAACAAGCUGAGCCCUCCCGGAGGGGGCUACCACCAGAACCACCUAAGCCCUAGCGUCUCCCCUCGAUCCAGCCCAUGGAACAGCCCCAGAACCAGCCCCUUGGUGCAGCGCAAGUCCCCUCACAGCCACAAAUUUCCCCUGGCCAGUGUGGGAAGACUGAGCCCAGAGCCAGGUCAACGCAAGUGGGCUGACUACUCUUCGGACAGCAGCCUGACCCCCUCUGGGAGCCCCUGGGUGCAGCGGCGCAGGCAGGUGACAUCUCGGGAGAGCAGCCCUGUCGGGAGCCCCAUGCUAGGCCGCAAGAUCCAGAACGCAGACGGGUUGCCACCAGGGGUAGUCAGACUGCCAAGAGGACCAGAUGGAACCAGGGGCUUCCACAACAACUCCUUGGGGGACAGGGGCAAAUGCACCCUUCUUGAGUAACAUUGAAACAAUUCCUCCUCCACCCCUCGUUUUGAGUUGAGAGCAGUAGGAAAAAACAUUUCACAGCCUGGUGACUUAAAGGGAAGGAAAUGGACAGACUAAAUUUAAAGAACAAGACUGAAUUGUUCUAGUGGCUAUUUUAUUUUUGUAUUUUUUGUUUUGAAGACUUUCUAUUUUUGUGUUUCUCAAAAGCCAUAGUCUUAAGUUGGUGGUUCUUAAUUUGUAUAUUUGUACUGACAGUUUAUAAGCUGCAUUGCUUUUCUUUUUUUAUGUGCGUGUUAGCUUUGUGUUUUGUAUAAGUUUGUCGGAGCAGAAGUGGUAUAUUGGUGAAAAUGAUAGUGGAAAUGAUGAGGUAUGGUAGCUUUUCUAAAAGUGGCAUCCAUGAAUGAGUAAAAGGGAGAAAUAUAGAUAUAGUCUGACCUGAUAAAAUGGCAUUUCGAAUUAAGUAGGUAGAUUUUGUUUAGUGACAGCUUCACUAAUAAGUUUUAUUAAAGGGGACUGAAUUAGGUAAGAAGCUGUAAACCUGAAUGUGUCACUCAAAACCUGAAUGCAUUGGUCAUUGUGGAACAGAAGUGGAUUUAGUACAAGGUUGACACCGAUCAAUCUUAUAAAGAUAACUGAAAUAUAAAGAUGUACUGGAGUUGCACAAAUUCCAUAAUCCUAAAACAAUAGUUCUAUACCCUGUAUUGAUAACUAGACAACUUUUAUAUUGUGCUUAACUGCAUAGGAAUCGGUUAGUUGUCAGCCUUUUUAAAGUUAUUUGUGUUUUGUAUAUCUAUUUUAAGGGACAAAAUAAAAUGCACUGUUUCCAGUUGGUGCAGUAAGCUGUUGACCAUUUUGUAUCCUUAGCAAAGAUUAUGGCUUUAGGUUUCCUUGGCAACAUAUGAGACAUCAAAUCAACUGUGAUGUCUGUUUGCUUUUCCAGAGUAUGAAUGUCAGGUGCUGCUGCCCUUCUGCACCUCAUUCACAGUGUAGUCUGGUUCAGCCAUGGAUCAAAGGAACAGAAAUAACUAUUGGAAGUGUCACUUUUAGUAAAUAAAACAUAUCUCAUUUCUUUCUCUUUUUACAUGUCAAAGAGACUGUGUAUAUAAACGUAAAUUUAAUAUAUUAAACUUGUUAGACAUUUUUUCCUGCCAGGUAUAUGGAAUGUGUUUAGGAGGACUCGGUCAUCCCUGUGUGGUAAUCUGUUGGUUCGAAGCACGGGGCCCUUGGUUUCCUCUGUUUUUCUGUCACCCCUGAUCGAGUGGAGGGGUCACUUCCUGUCCUAUGAGAACCAUUCUGGGAAUGGACUCGAAGUGGACACUGUGACACACCUGAAAUGAAGCCAUGCUUCCUGUUGAAUCAUUCAAAGCUGUUCUGUACAAAAAGGGAUUAAAAAAAAAUGUAUAUAAUGUACUUCCUCUUGUACAAAUAAAGCACUGAAAUGUC